Sphaerulina musiva SO2202 is the source of this 693-nucleotide messenger RNA. Its product is annotated as putative mitochondrial fission protein Tbfis1p. Gene Ontology annotation, cellular component: mitochondrial outer membrane; peroxisomal membrane. Lineage: Eukaryota; Fungi; Ascomycota; Dothideomycetes; Mycosphaerellales; Mycosphaerellaceae. Bases 84 to 548 code for a protein of 154 amino acids. The transcript has 3 exons. The record is from RefSeq and is a predicted model, not a curated record. Gene Ontology annotation, biological process: peroxisome fission; mitochondrial fission; autophagy of mitochondrion. Gene Ontology annotation, molecular function: protein binding.
GAUCACCAACAACUCAUCGACUAUCUGUAAGAGGAACCCUCUCGACUCGACAAAUCACCGGAAUAGUCCAUAUCGCGGUCGCCAUGCCGGAACACUUGCCAUACGCUGCCGAUGCGGAGAGCCCUCUCAAACCUGCCGAGCUACAGGUCCUCCGCUCGCAAUACGAAAAGGAAGGCGAAUACGUCUCCCUGCAGACGAAAUUCAACUAUGCCUGGGGCCUCAUAAAGUCAUCUGCGCGCCCGGAACAACAGGAGGGUGUACGUCUUCUAUCAGAGAUAUUCAGAGCUUCACCCGAUCGAAGACGAGAAUGCCUCUACUACCUCGCUUUGGGGAACUAUAAGCUUGGGAAUUAUGCCGAGGCGAAGCGGUACAACGAUUCGCUCAUGGAGAUUGAGCCAGGGAACCUGCAGAGCCAGAGUCUGAGCCAGCUGAUUGAGGAUAAAGUCAAUAAGGAGGGACUGGUGGGGGUUGCGAUUGUGGGUGGACUGGCUGUUGCGGCAGGAGUGGUUGGAGGACUGCUCUUCCGCGGCGCGCAAAGAAAGAGAUGAUAAGCUGCGGCAGGCGGUCGCAAGACAAAGUCGGAACUUUGUGUAUGGCCCAGAAAUUGUGGUGGGCGUUGAAGCGUUUGGCGUUGGGUAAGAUCAGAUAUCUCUACUGAUGAGUGUGUACACAAAAGCAGGCACUGCACCUCUC